This is a messenger RNA of Cynocephalus volans (Philippine flying lemur), 2997 nucleotides long. RefSeq names its product pleckstrin homology domain containing A4 (gene PLEKHA4). NCBI's taxonomy places the organism in Eukaryota, Metazoa, Chordata, Mammalia, Dermoptera, Cynocephalidae. Gene Ontology annotation, biological process: positive regulation of Wnt signaling pathway, planar cell polarity pathway; positive regulation of canonical Wnt signaling pathway. Bases 474 to 2804 code for a protein of 776 amino acids. The transcript is spliced from 20 exons. Gene Ontology annotation, molecular function: phosphatidylinositol-3-phosphate binding; phosphatidylinositol-3,4-bisphosphate binding; phosphatidylinositol-4,5-bisphosphate binding. The record is from RefSeq and is a predicted model, not a curated record. Gene Ontology annotation, cellular component: extrinsic component of cytoplasmic side of plasma membrane.
GUGAAAAAGGGAAUUCGAAAGAAAGAGGGGAGGAAACAGCAGACGUGGAGGGCCAGAGAGAGAGAAAGAGGAAGAGACUGAGUGUGCGGGAGAGAGUCACAGCAGGACAGAGUGAGAUAAUGAGACAGAGACUUAAGGAUGAGGUUCUGUGAGUCCAGGAGAAAAGUAUUUGGAAAGAACAGAAAGAUUGGGAGAGAGAGUGAUAAGGGGGGAGAGAAUGAGUGAGAGAGAGACUGGAAGAGACAGAGACUGGAGAGAGAGAGACAGAGGUGAAACUGGGAAAGAGGGUCUACAAGAGAGAAAGAGAGAGAAUAAGAGGUGGGAGACAGAACACGAAUGAGCAGGUGAAAAGAGAGACUGGGUACUAGGAGAGACUCUGCCUAAGAGACAAAGGAGGUGAGAGAUUGUCUCGGUGCCCCAGUAGCGACACCAUCUUCUUGCCCCUGUCAUUGGGACCCCAGAGCUGGCCCUUGAUGGAGGAGGGUAGACCUUGGAGCAGCCUCAGCCUGGCCAGCAGUGCCUCGACCAUCUCUUCACUGAGCAACCUGAGUACCAAGAAGCCCACCCGGGCAGUAAACAAGCUCCACGCCUUUGGGAAGAGGGGCAAUGCACCCAGAAGGGAUCCCAACCUCCCCGUGCACAUCCGAGGCUGGCUUUAUAAGCAGGACAGCUCCGGGCUCCGGCUGUGGAAACGCCGCUGGUUCGUCCUCUCCGGCCAUUGCCUCUUCUAUUACAAGGACAGCCGCGAGGAGAGUGUCCUGGGCGGCGUGCUGCUCCCUAGCUACAGUAUCAGGCCAGACGGGCCGGGGGCCCCUCGAGGGCGGCGCUUCACCUUCACCGCAGAGCACCCAGGCAUGAGGACCUAUAUUCUGGCUGCUGACACAUCAGAGGACCUGCGGGGCUGGCUCCGGGCGCUGGGCCGGGCCUCCCGGGCGGAAGGGGAAGACAGUGGGCAAACCAGGUCACCUGCACGUCCCCAGCCAGGGGAGGGCCCUGGCGGUCCCGGUGGUCCCCCAGAGGUGAGCAGAGGAGAAGACAGGCGCAUCUCAGAAUCCCCGGAGGUGGAUCGGCCGUCCAGAGGUCGUGGUAGACCCGGGCUGCUCACUCCCAGCCCGACAGCCGACCUCCAGUCUGGAUCCUGGAUUCGAAGGGCCAGGAGCCCGGACCUGUUCACUCCCCUCUCUCGCCCUCCCUCUCCGCUGGGCCUCCCCCGCCCCCGUUCUGCUCCUGCGUGGCGACCUCCUCCCUCCUCAGGAGACACAGCGCCCCCUGCUCGACCUCACACCCCCCAGAGUCGCAUCGAUGUCCGGCCUCCGCUAGACUGGGGCCCUCAGCGCCAGACCCUCUUGCGUAGCUCUGCUCGCCAUGGAGGACUCUCCUCCGAGGCUCGGGGAGGACGGCCCCCCAGGAGCCCCCAGCGCUGGAGUAAGGAGCCCAGAAUACAGGCCCCCUCAGCCUCCUCCACUUAUCUCCAGCUCCCCCCAAGACUCCCUGGGACCCGGGCCUCCAUGGUUUUAUUGCCAGGUCCCCCCCUGGACUUAACCUCCCACCAAAGCUUGGAGACAGAUACUCUGUUGACCAAAUUGUGUGGGCAGGACCGGCUCCUGAGGAGGCUGCAGGGGGAGAUAGAGCAGAGGCAGGAGGAGAAGGAGCAGCUAGAAGCAGCCCUGGAGUUGACUCGGCAGCAGCUGGGCCAAGUGACCAGGGAGGCUGGGGCCCCUGGGAGGGCCUGGGGUCGCCAGCGCCUCCUGCAAGACCGACUGGUCAGUGUGAGGGCCACUCUUUGUCACCUGACUCAGGAGCGAGAGCGGGUCUGGGACACAUACAGCGGCCUGGAGCAGGAGCUGGGCACGUUAAGAGAGACUCUCGAGUACCUGCUGCACCUUGGGUCCCCCCAGGACAGAGCAUCUGCUCAGCAGCAGCUGUGGAUGGUAGAAGACACGCUGGCAGGUCUGGGUGGCCCCCAGAAACUGCCCCUCCAGCCUGAGCCUGACUCCCCAUCGUCCGUGCUCCAAGGCGAAGAGUCCUCAGAGAGGGAGAGCCUUCCUGAGUCCUCGGAACUGAGCUGCCCUCAGUCCCCUGAGGCUGACUGGGGGCGGCCCCCUGGUGGCGACAGAGACCUCACCAGUUCUCGCCCAGGUCUUGGGUCUCCGAAGAUCUCCCGGGCUUCCAGCCCUGAGAGUCACCAACCCCCUUUACCGCAGCUGGGAACCAAGGCUCCCAUGGCCCGGCCCCGGAUGACUGCUCAGGAGCAAUUGGAGCGGAUGCGCAGAAACCAGGAAUGUGGACGGCCCCUCCCUCGCCCAGCCUCUCCCCGGCUCCUCAUGCUGGGGAGAACACUGUCCCCAGCCAGACACCAGCCUGACAUGGAGCCAAGGCCUGUCCUGGGACACUCAGGAGCCCCGAAAUGGCUCAGAAGCUCGGGGUCUUGGAGUAGUCCGAGGAACACCACCCCUUACUUGGCGACAUCCGAAGGCCACCGGGAGCGGGUCCUCAGCCUCUCCCAAGCCCUGGCCACUGAGGCGUCGCAGUGGCACAGAAUGAUGACAGGUGGAAGUUCGGACUCCCGGGGGGAUCCUCUCUCCCCCGCGCCGCCGCCGCCACCGCCGCCUUCGGACCCCAUGCCCCAGGCGACCCCGCCCCCAAGGUCUCCUCCCGGGGCUAAUUCAGGUUCCGCCGCGUUCUCACGCCGAAGCCGUGGGGGUGGCGGAGGCCCCGCCCCCUGGGAGCCCACUUGGGAUUCCGGGACCCAAGCCGAGGGGACGUGGCCUCUGAGAGUCACUCUGCUGCAGUCCAGCUUCUGAUGUGCCCAAACGCGGCAGCCAAUCGGACCGCGAGGGCGUGGCCCGGAGGUGCCGUCCGGAGAUCCGAGACCCCUCAAGCCCUCUGGGGACGCACUCUGGUUCCCGCCAGUGGCCUGGAAGGGGAGUGGUGUCUAUGGCCAAAGUUCGGUUUUCCCAACACUGUCCAGAUUUGGAUUAAAACUUUAAACUUUCA